Molecule: messenger RNA, 2178 nt
Organism: Erythranthe guttata (spotted monkey flower)
Lineage: Eukaryota; Viridiplantae; Streptophyta; Magnoliopsida; Lamiales; Phrymaceae
Product: sorting nexin 2B
Molecular function (GO): phosphatidylinositol binding
Source: RefSeq, a predicted model, not a curated record
UUUGCAGACGAAGCUGAACUGAAAACAGUUGAAUUAACUCAUCAUAUUAUACAAAUCGAAUAAUUCUACUGUAUUUUGUCUUUGAUCCAAAUCCCAAAUUUACCAAAUUGCCAGAGCGAUGAUGGGUUCAGAGAACCACCACCAAUAUGUACAUGUACCGGGUAAACCGGAAGAUGACGACGAAGAAGAAGAAGAAUGCCACCACCCCCUCUCCACCACUGGUCAGAUGCAAACCCUAACCCUCGACGGCGACGGCGUCGGCGAUAGUAUCCUGAACGGCGACGUUUCGACCUCCAAAUCCUAUUCCAAUUACCGCAGCGCCAUGACGACCCUCUCUUCCUCCGCCGCCGAACAUCCCCUCCUUUCUCCGCCGUCCAUCGCCACCACUCCCGCCGUCUCCGAUCCCCUCCUCUUCCCCACUCACACCCCGCAUCUGGAUUCCCCCUCCUACGCCGACGUUAUGUUCAGCUCCUUCGAGGACAGAUUCCCGGAAUCAAACGGCGCCGGAGAUAUCUCCGAUGAAGCCACGAUUUCGCCGAACGGAUCUCAGUCCUCCAGUUCCGAGUAUUUGAGGAUCAGCGUUUUGAAUCCGCAGAAGGAGGUGGAGUCUUCCAAUUCGAUUGUCCCCGGCGGCAAUACUUACGUCACCUAUCUGAUCACCACCAGCACAAAUGUCCCCGAUUACGCCGGCACCGAUUUCAGCGUCAGGAGGCGGUUUAAAGACGUGGUUACUCUAUCGGAUCGUCUGGGCGAAGGUUACAGAGGUCUUUUCAUCCCACCACGGCCGGAUAAAAGCGUGGUCGAGAGUCAGGUGAUGCAGAAGCAGGACUUUGUGGAGCAGAGGAGAGUGGAAUUGGAGAAGUACUUGAGGAGGCUUUCGAGGCAUCCGGUGAUUAAGAAAAGUGACGAUUUGAGGGCGUUUUUGACUGUGGAUAACAGAAUGCCGCUGCCAGCUAGCAUUGACGUGGCUUCGAGGAUGCUUGACGGAGCAGUGAGGCUGCCGAAGCAGCUUUUGGGGGAGUCGAGCAGUGCGAUUGAGCCGCAAGAUGUAGUGCACUCUGCUAAAGGGGGAAGGGAUAUGCUGAGGUUCUUUAAGGAAUUGAAGCAAUCUGUUGUCAAUGAUUGGGGUAAUUCGAGGCCUUCUGUGGAGGAGGAGGAUAAGGAUUUCUUGGAGAAGAAGGAGAAGUUGUGGGAUCUUGAGCAGCAACUCACUAAUGCAUCGAAACAGGCUGAAUCACUGGUGAAAGCACAGCAAGAUAUGGGAGACACUAUGGGAGAACUAGGUCUAGCUUUUAUCAAGUUAACAAAGUUUGAGAACGAGCAGGCGGCACUGAAUUCUCAAAGAACGAGGGCUGCGGACAUGAAAAAUGUUGCUACGGCAGCUGUCAAAGCAAGCAGAUUAUAUCGAGAAUUAAAUGCUCAGACCGUGAAGCAUUUUGAUACACUACACGAAUAUAUGGGCAUGAUGUUAGCUGUACACAGUGCAUUCUCUGAUCGAUCUAGUGCUUUAUUGACAGUGCAAACUCUUAUAUCUGAUUUGUCUUCUUUGCAUUCAAGAACUGAAAAGCUCGAAGGUGCAUCAUCUAAAAUUUUUGGUGGUGAUAAGUCAAGGGUCCGCAAACUUGAGGACCUAAAAGGUGCCAUUAGGAUCACAGAGGAUGCGAAAAUCUGUGCAAUCAGAGAAUACGAGAGGAUUAAGGAAAAUAAUAGGAUUGAAAUCCAGAGGCUAGAUGGCGAAAAGCAGGCCGACUUUGUUAAAAUGUUGAAAGGGUUCGUUGUUGAUCAGGUUGCUUAUAGUGAAAAAAUAGGAAACGAGUGGGCUAAAGUGGCAGAGGAGACCCGAAAAUACGCAAAAGAGAGCACAUAGAAGAAGCCAAAAAUAUGCAGUUUUGAACUUUUUUUUUCUUCCUUUUGUUUUCUUAAUGAUCGACUUUGUGAACUAGCAAAAGGGAGUAAAUGUUCAUAAUAAACAUACGUAAAGUUGGUUACUUAUUGAACCAUUUUAGAUCUUUUUAUCAGCCCCCCUUUUUUCGGGGGGCAUGUUUCUUUAUCCUCGAUUUUCUGGUUUUAUGAGAGGGUUUGUAAACCCUCGGAGCUUUGAUUGUAAUACCUGUAAACAUGUUUUCCUAAUACAGAAAAUGAUAUGUGGAACUUUGUUCAAAGAUGUGAGCUAAGAAU